CUACCGCCAGCAUUCCUCAUUCGACGCGAGGGCGAAGCGCACGCCCGUCUUUUCAACUACCGCGACUGACGCGCCGCGCGCCAGCGGUAUAACCACCCGCCAUGUUUGACGUUUUUGGCUCUGUUAAGAGCCUUCUCAAGCUCGACUCUGUGUGCAUCGACAACAAUGUGUUUCGACUUCACUACAAAGCCACCGUGAUUAUCCUAGUCACGUUUUCUUUGCUUGUAACAUCAAGACAAUACAUUGGAGAUCCUAUUGACUGCAUUGUGGAUGAAAUACCGCUCGCUGUUAUGGACACUUAUUGCUGGAUUUACUCGACCUUCACUAUUCCCAACAGGCUCGUGGGACGUGUUGGAAAGGACGUAGUGCAACCAGGUGUCGCAUCCCACGUGGAUGGCCAGGAUGAGGUGAAAUAUCAUAAGUAUUACCAGUGGGUAUGCUUUGUGCUGUUCUUUCAAGCUAUUCUGUUCUACGUGCCCCGCUAUCUAUGGAAAACUUGGGAAGGAGGACGCAUCAAGAUGUUAGUACUUGAUUUAAACUGCCCAGUUGUUGGAGAAGAAUGUAAAAAAGACCGCAAAAAACUAUUGGUAGACUACUUUCAUACAAAUCUACAUACGCAAAACUUCUACGCGUUCCGUUUCUUUAUCUGUGAGGUUUUAAACUUUAUCAAUGUUGUUGGUCAAAUAUACUUUAUGGACUUUUUCUUGGAUGGCGAAUUUUCGACGUAUGGCCGUGACGUAGUUUCCUUUACUGAAAUGGAACCUGAAGAAAGAGAAGAUCCAAUGGCUCGAGUAUUUCCAAAAGUAACAAAAUGUACAUUCCACAAAUAUGGUCCCUCGGGAACCGUGCAAAAAUUUGAUGGUCUGUGCGUAUUGCCUUUGAAUAUUGUCAAUGAAAAAAUAUAUGUGUUCCUCUGGUUCUGGUUUAUUAUCUUAUCUGUUUUAAGUGGAAUAUCUCUGUUAUACCGUGCAGCUGUCGUGGCAGGGCCUCGUGUCCGCCUUUACCUAUUACGUGCCCGUAGCCGUCUCGCACCUCAAGAUCAAGUUGAAACGGUUGCACGUAAGUUACAAAUCGGUGAUUGGUUUGUACUUUACCAACUCGGAAAGAACAUCGACCCGCUUAUAUAUAAAGAGCUAAUGAGCGAUCUAGCAUUGAAAUUCGAUGGAAAGGACAAGGACACUGUUUAGACGGGAUAGACAAUGGGUGGUAGUGACGUGUUAGUGUGCUAGGCCAGGUCGCGGGCGCAGUGCGGCAACUAUGCUACCUGCUUGCAUCGCGCCCGCACUAGCCGGGAGCGGCCGCGCGUCGGCAUUCCAAUACUAAGGCUCGACACGGGGAACGACCUCUGCCGAGCCAUAUUACAUUAUAUUCCAGAGCCGCUUUAACUCUUUAUGCUACUGAAACUAUGUUAGAUUAUACUCCCGGCCGACUAGACUGAUGCGUGCGUGCACGCGUGCAUUUAGAGUAACAUUUUAGGGCAUGUUUAUAAUAGUCGUAGCAUAGGUAGAUCUCGUGCCUUCGUUUUAUAUUUUUAUUAUACGUGUGUUACUUGCGAAAACGUUGAAGGGACGUUUAUUGUGAUAUGUAAUUAUUAUAUCUAAAUUAAGUGUUUAUCGUGACAAUGGAUGAGUGAAAACGGCUGGCUUAUGUCUAAGUUGUAGUUAUCUAAUUAAAUAUCUUUGUUAUCGAAUGUUAUUCUCGAUAUUGUAUAAAGCAAUAAUGAACUUUAGUGAAAUCCAUUUGCUAAUAUUGGUUAGCGACACUACUUUUUGGUAAUUGACACUUGUCUAUACUUAUACUUUUUAUACUGAUGAAAUCGAGUCGACGAUUGAUAUUUUCUGAAUAUAUUUACUGCCACAUUAUA
This is a messenger RNA of Pieris brassicae (large cabbage white), 1864 nucleotides long. It is a transcript of the gene Inx2, whose product is annotated as innexin inx2. Gene Ontology annotation, molecular function: gap junction channel activity. Lineage: Eukaryota; Metazoa; Arthropoda; Insecta; Lepidoptera; Pieridae. The record is from RefSeq and is a predicted model, not a curated record. Gene Ontology annotation, cellular component: gap junction; plasma membrane. The transcript has a single exon. Gene Ontology annotation, biological process: phototransduction. Bases 102 to 1187 code for a protein of 361 amino acids.